Molecule: messenger RNA, 656 nt
Organism: Aplosporella prunicola CBS 121167
Lineage: Eukaryota; Fungi; Ascomycota; Dothideomycetes; Botryosphaeriales; Aplosporellaceae
Source: the annotation of a RefSeq genome assembly
CCCCCGCCCCAUCCAGCAUCCGCGGCCGUGCAGUUAGCGCCACGACGGUCGGCUCGACCAAGUCGAAGCCGGGCUCGCCCAACGGCAAGAACCCGCUGUCGCCGACGCAGACGUCCGAGUCGACCAAGCGGCCCUCGUCGGUGCGCCGCUUCCUUGGCUUCCGCAGCGCAUCGUCGUCGGACUCGCUGCGCAACAACAAGGUGGACAACAGCAACGGCAGCGCGCGCCCCGCGUCGCCGCCAAACAACAAGGACAGUGGAGCGGCACGCCCCGGCAUCCGCGAACGCCGCAAGAGUAACAGCUGGUUCGGGCGGCGCGCGAGCACGAUGCUUGGGCUGGGCAACCUCGAGGAGGGCCAGGUGCUUGGCAGCGAGAGCACGACAAGCACGAGCCGGCGCUCCGGUAGCAUCGCCACGGUCGAGGAGCUGCACAGGCGCCAGCAGCAGCCCGCGGCCGCCGCGCCCGAAAAGCAAGGCCCUCCGCCGAAGCUACCUGAAUACAUGAAGCUGGGUGGCGAUUUUGACGAUGGCGGCAGCCUCGACGCCGACAACCUCUUCAAAAACAUCAACUAGGCGCGUCCCCGGGGGACAACGCGCUUCGGCUUCUGGAACACGGAGCCAGGCGCGGGAGGGCGCCAGCGCGGCCGCGGCCACCGU